CAACGUUUUCCUCACAGCCUCGCAGGUCACACACACCCUUGAGACCGGCCACGACUGCUGCGACGACAACAUCCACAUGAGCGAUCUUAGCUUCAAAGAGAAGAUUGGGAAGAGCUUCUCCUUCCUCUCGGUCCUCAGCAAGAAGAACAAGGCGCAGCCGCAUACCUUUACUGACACGUAUACCGACCCGGUCAAGGUUGAGCCUACGCGGCACAUCGACUCGCAUCCGCCGUACCACCACGACCCUUUUGAAUCUCAAGCUUAUCACCAACAACACCAGCAUCAGCAAGAUCAUCAUAUCCCGCCACAGCAGCAACUGCACCACCAGCAUCACACUCCGCCGCCACUACCACCCAUGCAUCCGUACAUGUCCUCGGUCCACGAACGCACCAACGUCGACGACCUGCUCUGCACGCCAACCCCCGAAAACCGGUUCCCCACCCCCACGGCAGCGUUCCCCACACCAGACGCGCGCUUCCCGACGCCGACCCCGGACAUCAAGUACCCGUCACCAUUCGACUUUACCCGAGAUCGCCCCACCCCCGUCGAAAAGAUGGAGGACUUGCAGCAACUGCAAGAAGCGUUGCUCCCGUCUCCAUUUGACUACCUUCGCAACCAGCAGCACCAGCAACAACACCUCCACAACCCAUACCUGAACAACCCCCACACGUCGCCGUUCUACCCGGCGUCAUCCCAGCCACACCACCAUUCGUACGACCCAUCUACACAGCAACAUGGCGCCUUCCGUUCCCAAAAGGACAAGCAAGUGGUCGACGAAAUCAACACGCUGUGUCGUGACUUGGUUACCCAUGGCCUCCAGACCAAGGAAGCUGCGGCGGCGGCGGCAACUUCUCGACGGAACGAAGGCCCCCCCGCCGCCACGUUGGAUGUGAUCAAACCAGAACCUGCGCACCAGCUGCACGACUACGGGCAUGUCGUCGAGUCAGGGUACACGUCCGGGGGCGGGCGCAGCUACGAUUCGGACUCGAGCAGCUGCGAUAUCAAGCGAGACCCCACCAGCACUUCGAACAAGCAGUAUCGCCGCAAGAACUGCUCCAUGGACGGCUGCAACAACCUAUCUCGGUCCAAGGGCCUGUGCAAGGCCCACGGCGGCGGCCGGCGGUGUUCGGUGCAGGGGUGCACACGGGCGAGCCAAAGCAGCAGCUUGUGCAUCGCCCACGGCGGCGGCAAGCGGUGUACAGUCGACGGAUGCACCAAGGCCGCGCAGUCCCGGGGCAUGUGCAAAGCCCACGGCGGCGGCGUCCGGUGCCGCGUGGAAGGCUGCACUAAGAGCAGUCAAGGCGAUGGCUACUGUCGGUCGCAUGGAGGCGGACGGCGAUGUGGACAUGCGAGCGGGUGUCUGAAGUGGGCGCAGCGGAACGGCAUGUGCAUGACACACAGCGAGGGCAAGUACGGCAACAGCUACCGCGGCCGGCUUCAGCGUCAGGCGGGGGACACCAUGAGCGACACGGACAUGAUGGACGAGUGAGAAACGCGAGUUUGUCCAAUGGUCGAAAUAAACUUAUGUACAUAGUAGUAGUAGGUUUGUCUAGCAGUAAGUAGGAGCACUGGAGUCGUCGUUGGGGUAACUAGUACUGACACGGUGGUGGUGGGGGAUGCAGUGUAAACCCGCCUUGUGUGGGGGAUUGAUUGGUUAGGGUUGGAUGUGGCAAGGAGGGAUACUAGGAGAUGUAUGGCCACAGGGCAAACUGCUGGGACCCAGUGUAGGUUGGGCAGACCAAGUUGAAAGCGGCGGCGAGACCCCUACCACAGACAUGGUUAGUUGUAAACCAUAACUACAUGUAUCAAACAGACG
Aphanomyces astaci is the source of this 1816-nucleotide messenger RNA. RefSeq lists its product as hypothetical. The transcript is spliced from 4 exons. The coding region runs from base 77 to 1489 and encodes 470 amino acids. Lineage: Eukaryota; Oomycota; Saprolegniomycetes; Saprolegniales; Verrucalvaceae. The record is from RefSeq and is a predicted model, not a curated record.